CUCCCACACAAAACACAUUACCUUACACACACUGUAAAAAAGAGAAGAAAAAAAUAAAUAAAAACAAAAUCAAAUCAAGUUCUUAAUUCAUUUCAUUUACCCCCCAUCGUCUUCUAGGGUUCCACAACAAUGGCCCAAGUCAUGAACAACAUGGCGGUCGAUUCACUCGACCGUCGUCGCGACCGCAAAGACAAAUCCUCCACCGCCGACGACACCACCACCAACAACGACAAUACCACCGCAACCCAAUCCUCUCCCCCACCACCACCUCAACAACAAAAUCAACCUCCGCCAUCUUCUAGAAGGCGCGAUAGAGACUCACGAGAAAGGCGUGAUGACCGAGACCUUGACCGUCCACCUAACCGUCGUGGACCUGAUUAUUAUGAUAGAAAUCGUUCUCCGCCGAUGCCUAGAGAUAGAGAUAGGGAUUAUAAGAGGCGGGGCACAUUGAGUCCUCCUCCGCCUGUUUCGUAUAGAGAUAGAAGGCACUCGCCGCCGCCGCGAAGGUCGCCUCCUUACAAGCGGUCUAGGAGGGAUGAUGGAGGUUAUGACGGGAGGAGAGGAAGUCCACGUGGCGGUUUUGGACCUGGCGAUAGAAGGUUUGGGUAUGAUUAUGCUGGUGGAUAUGAACGUGAGAUGGGGGGCAGACCUGGCUAUGGUGAUGAAAGGCCUCAUGGCCGGUACAUUGGUCGGCCAUCUGGUGGUUAUAGUGGUCCUUCAGAAUGGGAUUCAGGUCGUGGUGGUUACAGUGAUGUUCCUAACGCAGGGAGUGCUCAAAGGGAAGGCUUGAUGUCCUACAAGCAAUUUAUUCAGGAGCUUGAAGAUGAUAUACUUCCUGCUGAAGCAGAGCGCAGAUAUCAAGAAUACAAGUCAGAAUAUAUUUCAACUCAGAAGCGAGUUUUCUUUGAUGCUCAUAAGGAUGAGGAAUGGUUGAAGGACAAAUAUCACCCAACUAAUUUACUUUCAGUCAUAGAAAGGAGGAAUGAACUUGCACGGAAGGUUGCAAAAGAGUUCUUGCUAGAUUUACAGAGUGGGACGUUGGACUUAGGUCCUGGUGUAAAUGCCUCGUCAUCAAAUAAAUCUGGACAGACUAGUGAUCCAAAUUCUGAUGAUGAAGCAGAUGCUGGUGGUAAAAGAAGACGGCAUGGUCGGGGACCUGCUAAAGAAACUGAUCUUUUAUCUGCUGCUCCUAAGGCACACCCAGUCUGCUCAGAACCUAGAAGAAUCCAAGUUGAUAUUGAACAAGCACAGGCUCUUGUACGCAAACUUGAUUCAGAGAAAGGAAUUGAGGAAAAUAUCUUAUGUGGAUCUGAUAACGAUAAAAUGAGUCGGGAGAAAUCCCAUGGUGGCUCUACUGGUCCAGUUAUUAUCAUAAGGGGUUUGACCUCUGUCAAGGGCUUGGAGGGUGUUGAACUUCUGGACACACUUAUUACUUAUAUGUGGCGCAUCCAUGGUGUGGAUUAUUAUGGGAUGGUUGAAACAAGUGAAGCAAAGGGUCUCAGACAUGUUAGAGUAGACGGAAAAAGUAGUGACUUAGGUAGUAAUGGGUCUGAGUGGGAAAAGAAACUUGACUCUCGUUGGCAAGAGAGAUUGAGGAGUCAAGAUCCAUUAGAAAUAAUGACUGCAAAGGACAAGAUCGAUGCUGCUGCUGUUGAUGCUUUGGAUCCCUUUGUCCGGAAGAUUAGGGAUGAAAAGUAUGGGUGGAAGUAUGGUUGUGGAGCCAAAGGUUGCACAAAGCUUUUUCAUGCUGCUGAGUUUGUGCACAAGCAUCUUAAACUGAAGCACCCAGAACUUGUGAUGGAGCUCACUGUCAAAGUCCGUGAAGAACUGUAUUUUCAGAACUACAUGAAUGAUGCAGAUGCACCUGGUGGGACACCUGUCAUGCAGCAACCUUUACCGAAGGAAAAACCAAUGAGACGCAAGCUAGGUUCAGAGAACCGAUUAAAAGAUGAACGUGGAAACCGUAGAGAACGUGACUAUCGAGCUAAUGGUAGUGAUAGAUAUGAUAGGUCUGACAAUGCUCAAUCUAGUGAAUUUCCAUCCAACAAUGAUGGUCCUGAUGGUGCAAAUCGUGAUGAAUCAAUGUUUGAUCCUUUUGGAGGAGGCAUACGGGUUGGGCCUCCUUUCCCCUCUGAUAUACCCCCUCCACCGGUAUUGAUGCCUGUUCCUGGUGCUGGUCCAUUGGGGCCUUUUGUCCCUGCGCCACCUGAAGUUGCUAUGCGGAUGUUUAGAGAACAGGGUGGCCCUCCUCCUUUCGAAGGGGGUGGUAGAAAUGGGCGGCCUGGGCCCCAACUAAGUGGACCAGGCCCUAUUCUUUUGUCUCCAGGUUUUCGACAGGAUCCUCGACGAUUAAGAAGCUACCAAGACCUAGAUGCACCAGAGGAUGAAGUCACUGUUAUAGACUACAGGAGUUUGUAAAGAAGUGGUUGAUUGUUGAAAGAAUAUAAGUUGAUAUUUUUGGAGGGUCGAGGCAACUCCUGCACUAGCGACAGACGUUAACUUGCAACGGUAAAAGAAACCACAUUGUGCUUAGAUAAUUAGGAUGUGAAUCUACUGCAGGUUGCUCAUGGUUUCUGCCACUGUUGAAUGAUAGUGCUACUUAGUCCUGCAAUGUGUGUUAGACUAGUGAUCCAAACUCCAAUUUUUUAUUCCCCACUCUUUGACUUGACUUGAAAAGAGAUUUUCUUUUAUGAAUUUGGGGUGCGUUUAUACUAUGGUUAACGUAGUAGAUUUUUUAUAGUU
Messenger RNA from Pistacia vera, 2742 nucleotides. RefSeq names its product serrate RNA effector molecule. The transcript has 12 exons. NCBI's taxonomy places the organism in Eukaryota, Viridiplantae, Streptophyta, Magnoliopsida, Sapindales, Anacardiaceae. The record is from RefSeq and is a predicted model, not a curated record. Gene Ontology annotation, cellular component: nuclear body. The coding region runs from base 130 to 2418 and encodes 762 amino acids. Gene Ontology annotation, biological process: mRNA processing; primary miRNA processing.